AUCUGCAAAAUCAGGGUAACUACUUCUGUUUUUAACCUCAGAUUGUUCAUGCCUUGGUUUUCUUACUCUCUUUCUCCAUCUCCCUUUUGAUUUGUUUUCUGAGUUAUUUUCCCUUACUAAUGUUAGGUAGGAAAGACAAGAGAGAGGAGUAUCUCUUUUCUAGAAAAAGGACUUUCAUCAUCUUACCCUCAGUCAGCUAGGUCUCUGUUUAGGUUCAGUUCCAUUUCCACUGAGUUCUGCUAAACUGAUGUUUGGGUCCAGAGAUUCUCCAGGCACAGAAGAUCUUUAUCUGAAUAAAGUUGUAUCUGUCUGGCACUUAGCAUACUGUGUUCUUUUCUCUUAUAAUUUUAUUUUUGUCUGACCCAGUGUUCAUUUCCAGUCUUCCCUUCAUUAAUUGGGAUUAGAAGGUGGAUGAACAAGACACUCAAUAAUCUAGUCUUUUGGUUUUCUGCAGGUAAUACCUGACUUGCACAUGAAAUCACUGAAUACUGUUCUUUCUCAAGGCAUGAAUCAAAAGAAAAAACAUGAGGUAGAAAUUCUUUCUGCAGUUGUUAGUUCAGUUGCAAAUACCGUGGGAGCUGCUACAAUAGUUGAUGUUGGUGCUGGUCAGGGUUAUCUUGCACAAGUUCUAUCCUUUCAAUACUUGCAUUCUGUAAUUGCAAUUGAUGCCUGUUCUCAUCAUGGAAAAGUUACAGAUGCACGGGCAGAACGGAUAAAGAAGCAUUAUGAAUCUCAGAUGCGAAAUUUGGGAAAUAUGAAUUCAAAUGCACCUAAGACAAUCACAUGCCGUGUAAUGUCCAUGGACUCAUUGAAAGCCUUGACCAAUACACUUGUACCUGAAAACAAUGAUGAGCAGUCAAGAAUGAUGGCACAUGAUUGUGAAAAAGUUGAUGAGAGACAAGUUCAAUCUUUAUGCCCUCCUAACAUUGGAAGCUCAUUGGUUCUUGCCGGACUUCAUGCAUGUGGAGAUCUUUCAGUUACAAUACUCAAGGCAUUCUCAGAGUGCAGAGAAGUAAAAGCAGUUGUUAGCAUUGGCUGUUGUUACAACUUAUUAUCUGAGGGGUCUGAAAAUUCUGGUGAUCACUGUGGUUUUCCAAUGAGUUGUGGUGUUAAGACUGUUAGCUUGCUGCUUGGUAAAAGUUCUCGUGAUCUUGCUUGUCAGAGUGCAGAUAGAUGGAGAAACCUGUCAAAAGAUGCUGGUCUCCAUAAUUUCGAGCUGCAUGCCUUCCGUGCUGCUUUUGAAAUGGUACUUUCUAAACAUUACCCAGAAGUCAUGAUAACAAGCCCUUCAAUUGGGCGACAAGGGAAGGCUUUGCGACGCCAGCAGCAGAGGAGGAUACUGGAGUCUCAGCUGCGUCAAAAAGAAAGUACAUAUUCCCAUUCUAAUGUGGUAGAACAUUACUCUGUUGUAGGGCAUGGAGAAUCUGGAACAAGUGACAUUUCAGGCCUGGUGUCAAACAUGGAUAACUUAUCUAUCAAAAGUGAAGGGGAUUUAUCUGUUGAUAAGUGUUCACUUUUUGAGAAGUUCAGUCUAUCUGGGCUAUGUCGCCUUGGUCUUCAUCCUUUGGUUGACAUUAAUUUUCGAGGCAUUUGGAAGGAAGUUGAGCCAUAUGCUGAGCUUGUUGGAGUUUACUGGUCUCUACGAGCUGCUUUGGGGCCUCUUCUGGAAACUUUUAUUCUUCUCGAUAGAUUGUUGUUCCUCCAAGAGCAGGUCAAUAAACUGGAAGUAGUCAUGUUACCUAUUUUUGAUCCAGCAUUAUCCCCGAGAAAUGUUGCAAUAAUUGCUAGAAAAGUUGAUGCAACCAUGCAACCAUAAUAUGAGCUCAGUGGAGAACGAUCUUGUGGCAUUUAAAGAUUGCAACUUGCCUGCAGGUAAUAAUCCUAAUCCUUUGAUUAUUUAUCAUAUUCCCUUUUGUUGUGGACAAGAGAAUGUUCAAAAGAUUGAAGAAAAGCAUUUUCUAGUCAUUGGUGACACAUCUAAGUCUCAGUCACAAUUUUCUUCUGGUUUUGGAGCAAACGGAGAAUUCUUUUACAAUUUCAGAGAGAAGUCAGUUAUUGAUUGAUUAUGACAUUUAUUCUAAUUACGUACUUUGUUCACUGACUUUUUCCUUUUGAUGAUUGAUUGUUGAGUAUAACAUUUAGCAAGUUGUGAAGUAGAUAAUCAUAAAAAAUAGAUAGGUAUUGUAAUUGUAGCCGUUACAUGUUAUGAUCCAAACUGGUGGGAACUGAUACAGGUUCAAGGAUUACUGGAAGGAAGAACUUGUUAAAACCUUGAAUUGACACUUGAAAAUUUCAAUAUGCGUACAUCCCACCAAAGUCUACUCUAUUGAAAAAGACACAAUUCUAUUUAGUUUGAUACAUAUAUGUAUCUUUGACCCACAAACUCAUAAUUCUUUUUACACCUUAGAAUGUGAAGAAUUAUUAUAUAUGGUAUCUUUUCAAACUUGCGUGAAUAUUUGUAAGACUACUUCGACCUACAAACUUUUGAAUUCAACAUGGUUACACAACUAAGGAUAAAAUCUGUGUUGAUUUCUCUUAAUGGACUUCCCCAUUUUGUAACAUAUUUGGAAAUUUAUUAUAGCAUUUACAAAGAGUUGUUUUAUAUGGGUUUGACUAGUAGUUUAGAAUUUGUAUCUGACUAGCUUGCAGACAAGUCCUGCUCUAGACUUGUAGUUGAAUCCCGAAAAUUACAAAAAUUGUUAUGUAGUCUUUUAGAUUGUUGAGGUUAAUUGCCGUCACAUUUUUAGUUAUAUUAUUUAAAUAAAUAGUUGCACUUGGUGGAGUAUAUUUCUUUUUUUAUAAAAUCCAUGUACAUUACCGAGCAAGAAAUGACAUUGUCAUCACAUACGUAAUUAUAAAAUCAGAUUUUUAUGCAUACAUGUAAUGUAUAGCUUGUAGACAUAUCAUGUCAUAUGUAGUUGUAGUUGAUUUGUGAAAUUUGUUAGUCUUUCCUUUUUUUUUCAGUUAAAGCGAGCAAUACAAGAAAGUUUGCGUUGUAUAUACGCAAUAAAAAAAGCUUACUGUAGCUACUAAUAAACAAUUUAUUGCUUGUGACAUCCUCUGGUAGUCUCAGACACAUUUCACAUGUGCACGAUUCUAAAACGGUUAUGGAAUAUGUUGGAUACACCGGGUUAGUAUCCAUGUAAGUCGUACAGAUAUCAUCAAAUCUCUUUCUUGGUGUGGAUGGUUAGGGUAUCCUUAACUUAGUUUUACGCUUUUCUUUUUUUUUUUUGAAAAAUCUAAAGGGUGCAGUCUCGUAUUAACUUGGUGUGUUCAAAUAAAUUAGUUUCUUUAAG
Rubroshorea leprosula is the source of this 3296-nucleotide messenger RNA. The record is from the annotation of a GenBank genome assembly. NCBI's taxonomy places the organism in Eukaryota, Viridiplantae, Streptophyta, Magnoliopsida, Malvales, Dipterocarpaceae.